AUGGCGAGUAUGGCUCCGGGUUUCCACCCAGCAAUGCAACAGCACCCUGGUGUUCACCCCGGCCAUCCUAUGGCCGCUCCGGGUAUGGCUCAUAACCCCAGCCAACCUGGCUCUCAGCCAGGUAUCCCACCCCAGAUGGCUGCUCACAUGGCUGCUUCCGGACCUGGCGGCCAGGUCAAUCCCGUUGCCAUGAUGGGAGGCAUGCCUCAAGGCGCUGGUCCUAAUGCUCACGCUCUUCAACAUCUCAACCCUCAAAUGUUCCAACAGACCUAUGGAAUGCAAAUGCAAGCAAACCCAAAUAUGAACCCCAGUAUGCUUGCCAUGCAGCAGCAGCGGUUUCUCCAACAGCAAAGGCAGCAGGCAGCCAUGCUCCAGCAAGCGCAACUGCAGAUGAACGGCGUCCCCACUCCCGUCGUGGGAAACAUGACACAGGCACAAUAUCAGCAGUUGAUGGCGAGGAACCAGGGCAUGCAACCGCGGAUACCGGGUCAUCUGGCACAGGGGCACAUUCCACAAGGAGCUGGCCAUCCAGGAGCUCAGCAACAACAACAUAUCGCACUUCAACAAGCACUGCAACAGCAGCAGCAGCAGCAACAACACCAGCACCAAGCUGCCCAGCAGGCUGCGAACAAUGCUAUGCAUCAAGGAGGCCAGCCAGGCCAUCCCGGCCAUAUGACAGCACAUCAACUCCAAACAAUGCAGCAGCAACAGCAGCAGCAGCAGCAGCAAAACCAGCUUGCGCAAUCUAUGGCACAGCAGAUGCCCGCCACAGUUGCUCAAAACCAACAACCUCCACCUCAACCACAGCCUCAGCCUCAACCCCAACCCCAACAACCUCAAGGGCAACCGCAACCACCUCAGCAACCACCUCAGCCGCAACAGCAGGGGCAGCCGCAACAGAACCAGCACCAACCUCAGCAAGCGCCUGCUGGUGCGCAAGGUCCCCAAAGAGCAGCUACACCUGCCAGUACUCAACCAAACCAACCCCAGACCCAAGGUCCAACUGCGCCUCAGGUCAACCCCCCUCAACAACCGCAACAACCUCAACCUCAGCCACAGGCACAACCGAACCAGCCCGCAAAUCAACCACAACAGCAACCCACCGCACAGCUACUUCAAGCACAUCAGCAGCAGCAGCUUGCUUAUUCCCAGAUGCAACAGGCCCAACAGCAUAAGAAUGAGAGCAUGAUGAAGGGCCAAUGCCUGCUCAAGUUAAUGCAGUUUAGCGAGCACUUGAGUAAUUUCCCGGGUACCAAGGGUAAAGAUGAUGUAUAUUAUUGGCAGGUGUUUGUAGAUCGGUUUUUCUCACGUAACAGCGUCUUCCGACUAUCUCUCCCGGUUACUGGGUCUGAUCCCUCGAACGAAGAACACGGGCCUGACAAGCAAUAUGAAAUAGUGCAAUCAGCACUCCCCAGAUAUUUUUACACGCAUUUUCAAAGUGGUAUCCGCCAAAUACAAUUAACAUUCGAAAAGGGCACAUCGGACAGGCAACUCUCCAACGGUUGUCACUUCCUCGAGAACCCUAGGGCCAGCUUGAUAUACUGGUUUGAAAAUUCUCAUGUUAUUGCAACUGGGCAGCUCAAAGCACAAUUUGAUGGUGAACAGAAACUGGAUAUGUUAGAGUUCAACAUAGCUGGUCAUGAGGAAUAUGUAUCGAGAAAGAUGGUCAUCAACGCCGCUAGACCGACACAUCUCUGGGCGAAAGAAUGGAAAAAGGUUAAUGGUCAAGAUGCCAAUGGUUCACCCGAGAUGAACAAAAAGGGCAAGUCAAAACAGAUGAAGUCGCCGCCGAACCCGCCUCCCGAUUUCGUAAUACCCCAUUCCGCUGUCAAGGGAAACAUGGGCAUCACAGAACCUGUCUUCCAAUUUCUCGAGAUUGUGGAAGUCAUGGGCCAGAUGAGCCCGCUGUUCGACUUUUACCAGACACAUUUAACACUAUCUCCCUACCAAGCCCUUGAACAAUUUGUGAGCACCAAGUGUACAAACGCUCCACAGCAAGCAAUGAUGAAUGGGCAUCCCGCAGGCAAUGCCCCACCAAGUCAGCGAACGCCGAGCUUCAGUCAGUUUCCUUUGGGUGCUUCGCCGGCUGCAUCACAUCUCCAGUUACCCAAUUCCCCCCAUAUGGGAAGUCCUGCUCAGGGUCAUAUGCAAGCACCUGGCAUGCAACUCCAGCAAAGUCAGCAAGGUACAAGCUCCAGCGGGCCCAGUGCCAAUACUAGUCCGGCGAGUAACAAACGAAGGAGGCCAUCGACAGUAAAAGCAGAGGAGGAAAGCGGAGCUCCCACGCCGGCUAGCCUAGGCGCUCCUCAAGUCAACGGCGUAGGCAAAACCAAGAACCCGCCUACGCCUCGUAUGGCGCAUAAUAAACGCCAGAAAACGAACGCAUCAUAG
Xylaria bambusicola is the source of this 2391-nucleotide messenger RNA. Its product is annotated as LIM-domain binding protein-domain-containing protein. Gene Ontology annotation, cellular component: nucleus; transcription regulator complex. The record is from RefSeq and is a predicted model, not a curated record. Lineage: Eukaryota; Fungi; Ascomycota; Sordariomycetes; Xylariales; Xylariaceae. The transcript has 7 exons. Gene Ontology annotation, biological process: negative regulation of transcription by RNA polymerase II; positive regulation of transcription by RNA polymerase II. The coding region runs from base 1 to 2391 and encodes 796 amino acids.